This is a messenger RNA of Coffea arabica (coffee), 420 nucleotides long. RefSeq lists its product as uncharacterized. The record is from RefSeq and is a predicted model, not a curated record. NCBI's taxonomy places the organism in Eukaryota, Viridiplantae, Streptophyta, Magnoliopsida, Gentianales, Rubiaceae.
AUGGAGAAUAAGGUCUUCUUAAGAGUUAAACCUAUGAAAGGAGGAGUUGUAGCAAAGAAAGGGAAGAAAUUAAAACCAAGGUAUAUUGGACCUUUUGAAAUUCUCCGACGAAUUGGAAAAGUGGCAUAUCAGUUCGAUUUGCUUGCUAGCAUGUCUAAGAUCCAUAAUGUUUUCCACGUUUCUAUACUCAAGAAGUAUCAUCUAGAUCCAACUCAUGUGAUACAGUUGGAAGAUAUUGAAGUAGAUGAGCCACUUUCAUAUGAAGAAUAUCCUAUGAAGAUUCCUGAUCGAGAGGUAAAGGACUUGAGAAACAAGAAAAUUCCUUUGGUUAAGAUCUUUUGGAGAAAUCAUGAAGUUGAGGAAGCGAAUUGGGAGGCAGAAGAGGAGAUGCAGAAAAAGUAUCCUGAAUUGUUUGUUUAG